Synchiropus splendidus (mandarinfish) is the source of this 5877-nucleotide messenger RNA. It is a transcript of the gene nek1, whose product is annotated as NIMA-related kinase 1. The coding region runs from base 864 to 5057 and encodes 1397 amino acids. Lineage: Eukaryota; Metazoa; Chordata; Actinopteri; Syngnathiformes; Callionymidae. Gene Ontology annotation, molecular function: protein kinase activity; ATP binding. The record is from RefSeq and is a predicted model, not a curated record. The transcript has 36 exons. Gene Ontology annotation, biological process: protein phosphorylation.
CUGACGUCACAGGCCUUCCGAAGUACUGCCCCAAAACAAACGAGGUGCGUGUUUCCAACUGUCUCGAGAAGAUGGUUAGAAUAGAAUGGCUUGCUGAGUUUAGCUGGGAAAGGCGUGUGUGGUAGAUCGAGUUUUUCUCGCCACGCUGCCUCACCCUGUGAUGAUGAUGAGAUGAAGAGCAGGAGGUGGUUUCUGGGGAGAUGGACGUCUCUGCCUCUCUGCUCUGACUGCUGCCUGUGUGUGGAAGAUACUUGAAGGGCAUUGGGAAAACUAUCCAUGUAUUUCAUUCAUAAACUGAUCCUUAUAUGCUUUAUACUUAUUGACCAACCAUUUGAAUGCUUUGAAGUUCACAUCCAUUCCACUUAUAUCAGUGUAUUGGCAGGAAUCUGGCCAUAUGUCACGACACAUUGCACUACUGUAAGGGCGACACCAGAAUUUUGUGAUAUUUGUUAUCCAAAGAGGUGAUUUAUGGAUGUGGUGAAGAAGGACAUGAGGUUUGUAGGUUUGAGAGAAGAGGAGGCAGAGGACAGGGUGAGAUGGAGGAGGAUGAUCCGCUGUGGCGGCCCCUCAAGGGAGAAGCAAAAAGGAAAAGAAGUACACACAUACAUACAUACAUGAAAUAGAUAAUAAUAUUCAAUCCAAAGUUGUCCAAGUAGCAUGCACUUGUUCCAUGUUAGACGUUAGCUGCAAUGCAACCUUGGCCCAGUACUUUCAUCACAGAAAAGACACUUUCAACUUCGGGUUUCACCAAGCUGGACUCAAAGAAAAAUCCACGCGAUCAUAGUCCUGUGAUGACUUCUUGUUCCUGAUCAUGAAAACUUCAACAUAAUGAAUGAUCAUGACUCAUCAGUGACUCCUCAAACAUGGACAAGUAUGAAAAGAUUAGGAAAAUAGGGCAAGGGUCAUUUGGGAGGGCGACCCUUGUGAAAUCCAAAACAGAUGGACGCAACUAUGUCAUCAAAGAGAUCUGCAUUUCUGGCAUGUCCAGUAAAGAGAGACAAGAAUCUCGAAAUGAAGUUGCAGUUCUUGCCAACAUGAGUCAUCCUAACAUUGUCCAGUAUAAAGAGUCAUUUGAAGAGGGGGGCAGUCUGUAUAUUGUGAUGGAUUACUGUGAAGGAGGUGACCUUUUCAAGAAGAUCAACUCUCAAAAAGGAGUUCAAUUUCCUGAGGAGCAAAUUUUGGAUUGGUUUGUGCAAAUAUGUUUGGCUCUCAAGCACGUCCAUGACAGAAAAAUCCUUCAUCGAGACAUCAAAUCCCAGAAUAUCUUUUUGACUAAGGAAGGGACAGUCCAGCUUGGUGAUUUUGGAAUUGCAAGGGUGCUGAACAGCACAGUUGAACUGGCCAGAACAUGCAUUGGCACACCGUAUUACUUAUCUCCGGAAAUUUGUGAAAAUAAGCCGUACAACAACAAAAGUGAUAUUUGGGCCCUAGGCUGUGUUCUAUAUGAAAUGUGCACGCUAAAGCAUGCAUUUGAGGCUGGAAACAUGAAAAACCUUGUCCUAAAGAUCAUCCGUGGGACGUACCCCCCAGUGUCAAUUCACUACUCCCAUGAUCUGAGAUCUCUCUUGGCCCUGCUUUUUAAACGUAAUCCCAGAGAGAGGCCUUCAGUUUGUUCCAUUUUGGACAAACCGUUCCUCUCUUGUAGGAUACAAAAGUUCCUCACACCACAGAUCAUUGCUCAGGAAUUUCGCCCCCUUGUUCUUCACAAGAAGGCUGUGGUCAGCGGGACAAAGGGACAAGCUGCCAAGCGCCCUGCCUCUGGUUGUGUGUCAGUCUCUCCUGCACAGAGGAUAACCACACCAGCCUCCAAAUAUGGAGUACCUGUAAAUAUGAAGAAGGUGACAGAUGCAACCAAAAACCCUGGAGACAGGAAACCAUCUCAAAAACCAAAAAUGGCUGUUCUUCCAGCAGCAGCUCAGAGGAGACUCAGGCAAUUGGAGGAAGAAAGGAAAAAACAAGAGGAAAGCAUACGGAGGAAAAGGAUGGAGCAGAUUGAGAAAGAAAGAAAACGAGAGAGGGCCCUUGUUCUGAAAGUAGAACAAAUGAAGCGCUAUGAAAAAGAAAAGAUCAAUCGUAUUAAUCAAGCCAGAGAACAAGGCUGGAAGCACGUGCUGAGUUCCAGUGGCGGCAGCAGUCCAGAGAGGAAGUGUUUUGUCGGUGUUCGAAAGAAGACACCAGUUGUCAGUGCUGGGCCUGCCCAGGGUCCCAUUCCAGUCCCUGGACAAAGCCAAAGCCCAUUUGAGCAGUACCCUGUAGCCACAGCUCAACCUCAGUCUAAAGAUGGUAGCAAGCAGGGAUCCUCUGCUGCAGCCCCUCGAAGUGUCUCAGCGGAUGUCGCCUCAGCUGAGCCAGGUCCAGGCCCUUCCCGUCUGUUAAACUCUGAUGUAAUCAAGAGGGAACUGCAGAGGCUCCAGCAUGUUUCCAAACAAGCUCACAUCAGCAGGCAGCGUGGUCACAUGGCGGUUGAGCGAUCGUAUCAAGUUGAAGAGUUUUUGCAGCGAAAAAGAGAAGCUAUGCUUAACAAAGUUCGUGCUGAAGGUCAACUGGGAGCUCGGCAUAACCUGGCAGCAAUCUAUGGAAGGGGUGGUUCUGUUCGCUGCCGGAGACCCAAAGUCAACAAGGAGGAGGAGGAGUACUUGGCACGACUGAGGCAGAUCCGCUUGCAGAACUUCAAUGAGCGUCAGAAGAUUAAAGCUCAACUGAGGGGUGAAAAGUACGACAGUGAUGGUUCCGACAGCCAGGUUUCCAAUGAGAGUGCUGAGAUCAGAAGGAAAAGGAUGGAGGCUGUCAGAGCCCAGAUGAAUGCCCGUGCUGCUGUACUCAGGGAGCAGCUGGAGUUAAAAAAGAAAGAAGAGAAGGAGAGAGAAAAGCGAGUGUGGGAGGAGCAUCUUGCAGCUCGUGGCCUCAGAAUUUGUCUUGAAAAUGUAGCAGAAGUAGCGGCGGCAGUAGUGGACUCAAUACCCUUUGACAGUCCUCCUGUGCAACCUAGUUCCUCACAUUCGGAUCCUGAUGCCAAAAUUCCAUCCCUGCCUCAGCCCACUAUCUCUUCCCCCAGUAUAUCCAUGACCGCUGCUCUGGAGAUUGUUGGAGCAAUGACUCCGCUAAAAAACACCUUCCAGAGUUCAGCGUCUGCCGUCCAGUGCGAGAAAAAGCAGAUCCUUCGAAGGCUGAACCAGAACCUCAAAUCUCAGAGCCCAGAUGAAGCUACGCUGUCAGCUCCUUCUCAACCUAGUGAGAUGGAGCAAAAGCCCCACGAGGAACAGUGUGUCUUGUCUAAUGGAGACAGGAAAAAGUGGGACGUGUCGGUGCUGCCAGUACUUCCUAUUGCACAGAAAACUUUAUUGGAAACAUGUUGUACUGUAACAACCACAGGGGUGCCUCCAGAGGACCGACCAUCCUGUGAUGGAGACAGGAGAAAGUGGGAACCCGGGACUCCACUUGUACUCGCCCAGAAAACUCUAUUGGACACCUGCAUUAUAACCAGAGAGCCAACAGCAGAGGAAAUGGUUCUUUUGGGAGCUUUGAAGAGUGAAGUGCCUGAUAAAGAUGUGGCUGUAGUUCCCAAAUCUCAGUUGCACAGAAGCAUCAAUGUGACCCAGACUCAGCCUUUUGGUGAGGUUGAGGAGCAAGUACAUAUCUCUCAAGAUGUAUCUGGUUUGCCUAAUCAGAACGCUUCUGCUGGGGUAGUGAAGACAUCUCUGCCGGAGAUCGUCCCGGAAACUGAUGCGUCCACAUCAGUCCAGAACCCUGAGGUUCAGAAGGAUCAGUCUCCAUCCAUCUGUCAGCUACAGACACCGGAAUGUCUGUUGGUGCCUUCUGACACAACUGAAAUUCAAGAUUUUGAGUCUGUUGUUUUGGAAAACGACCUGAAGCAAGUUUCACACCAAGCAGCUGCAGUUGUGGCUUGGGAGAAAGAAGCACAUCAGCCACUGCCAACAGAUGGUGCUACAAGCUCUGCUGUGAACGACGUUGGUGAGACUGGUGAAGAACGAAUUCUGGCAGAGCCUUCUGCUCCAGUACAGUGUGAGGAACCUCUGUUUAUAAAGUUGUGUUCUCCUGCCCACCGGCGAGCUGCUGUGCUUGGAAUUCUUUCAACUCAGUCUUCUAUGGAAGAGUCCUCCUCCUCUCUGGCCUCUCGCUCGCGCUCCGUCUCACCUGUUCGUUCUAAGGACCACAAUGCAUUUCUUUUUGAUCUCUCGACGGGCAUGUUUGAUGCCAACAACCCCAAGAUGCUGCGAACCUGCUCUCUACCGGAUCUCAGUCGAGUCUAUAGCCAACCGCCUCAGUCUGCCAGGGCUACAGAGCCGACUGUUGCACCUGAAGUGAACAAUCUGGACAUUGAAGACCUAGAUGAUGCAGCUAAGGAGGAAGAUCAGUCAGAGACAGAAGAUGCUUAUGAGGAUGAAGACCUCCAGGACAUCAGGGCAUCCAUGGAGAGACUCCUACAAGAGGACUUGAUACAAACCUCCACUGAAGUUGAACCCGGGGAUUAUAAUCCUCGUGACAAUGAAGCUCAAGAACAAUGCGACAACAAUGGUAGUGACAAUGAGCUCGAUGAUAAUCACAUGGUUCUAGACGGAGAUGAUGCUGUGGAGAACGAUGAUGUGGACGAUCAGGAUAUGGAGGAAGAUAAUCCCAAUGAAGAGGUGGACCAGGAUGACGGAGAUGAAGAAGACUGUUCGAAUGGGACUCCCGAGUAUGAGGAAGAUUUAUUAACCAAUGGAGUGGAGGGAGAGAACCCAAGUAAUGAAAGCCAGGUUCAUGAAGAGUGGAUUUCUGAUGGCAGUGAAGAAGACCAUGAGGCAGAGGCCCAACAUUGUGACAGCAUCUUCAGUCGUCUGGAGGAGCUCCGCUAUAAUCUGGAGCAACAAAUGGGGUUUGAGAAGCUCAUUAAAGCUUACAAUAAAAUUAAGGCGAUACAUGAAGAUGAAGAUGAGACAAUAGACCAAGCAUCCAGUUUAGUCUUGAAUAUUUUGGGAACGGAGCACCAGCAUCUUUAUCCCAACAUCCUUCACCUAGUAAUGGCAGACGGUGCUUACGAAGAAGGCAAUGAAUGAGGCGGAGCUGCUGGCAGCUUUGACAAUCAGCUCCCUGGUGUCUUCCCUCGACUGGUAUCCUGGGAAGGAGCAUCUCUGCAUGACGCGCUGCAGCAUCAGACCGUGUUCCAGGUGCACUUGCAUGAUGAGGUGGUUCAUCUACAACUAGCAGCUAUUUUCUAAUCCCAAGUCCUAAAAACAAAAAAAGUGCCGAAUGUUACGAUUGACCAAAAAGCUCUCGUGUUAGAUGUGUGACUUUACAUGAAGCGCAUGUUCCCUCGCACUGGCUGUUACCCUGAAGUCUCGUUUCUGCCAUGGCAUUUUAUUUCCUCAGGAAAACUCUCAGGUUUCUCUCUUUCUAACUGUUGAAUAACUUUCUUACCUUCUGGUUCAACACUGUUCUGUACAAGGGAAGUUCUUCCAGGCCGCUUUUAACAUUCCAACCCUUUCCUUCCGAAGAGCUGAGGCUGUUGUAAGAGAAUCAGUAGCUGGACUGGGAGUGGAAAUUGUAGAGUCAUCUGUUGGAUCAUAUUGAUGUUCAGUCCAUGAAAACGCACUAAUAACUGAAGCAAUCUUGUAUAAACUAACUAUAAUAGUGAAUAUGAUUGUGAUGAGUGUGUCUUGUAAAUAUUUGUAAUCAAAUAAAGACUUUUAUGUACUGUGGAGUCCAUUUUAAAUAUGUAUAUAUUUCCUGACGUUGACUACAUUUAUUUAUAGUUUGUAUUCACAGCUGAGAUGGCGCUACAAGGCAUCCCUCUGUCCCUCAGUCAGACUUGUUUUCUCGGUUUUGAGCUGUAGCCAACUGAUUUGAUGAGCAUUCUUCCAGUGACAAUCACAUAUG